AUGAACAUGACGACAACUCCGCCAUUAGAUCAGCAGAAUCUGGAUGGGGACUCUGAGAUGCUGGUUCCUCACUCCGAAGAGGUUGUUGUUGAAGGUCCCCAACCCAUGGAAGUGGUCCAAGCUGAAAACACUACUGCAGAAAACACAACUACAGUGGAUGCUAUGGCAGUAGAAGAUCCGCCAUCUGGGAGAUUCACCUGGGCUAUUGACCAUUUUUCAAGGCUUCAGAAGAAACAUUAUUCUGAUGUUUUCACUGUUGGGGGCUAUAAAUGGCGGAUACUGAUCUUUCCGAAGGGGAACAAUGCUGAACAUCUGUCAAUGUAUAUAGAUGUUGCAGAUUCAGUUUCAAUGCCUUAUGGUUGGACUAGAUUUGCACAGUUCAGCUUAUCUGUGGUUAAUCAGGUUCACAGUAAAUAUACCAUCAGAAAAGAAACACAGCACCAGUUCAAUGCACGUGAGAGUGAUUGGGGUUUCACUAAUUUCAUGCCUCUUUCUGAGUUGUAUGAUCCUGCUAGGGGCUAUAUCGUGGACGACAGGUGUAUACUUGAGGCUGAUGUGAAUGUGCGCAAAGAUCUUGAUUACUGGGCACAUGACUCAAAAAAAGAAACUGGUUGUGUUGGUUUGAAAAACCAAGGAGCUACUUGUUACAUGAAUUCUCUUCUUCAGACAUUGUAUCACAUUCCUUAUUUCAGAAAGGCUGUGUACCAUAUGCCCACAACAGAAAAUGAUAUGCCAUCUGGGAGCAUCCCUCUGGCAUUACAGAGUUUGUUUUACAAGUUGCAGUAUAAUGACAGCAGUGUAUCAACAAAAGAGUUAACAAAGUCUUUUGGAUGGGAUACAUAUGAUUCAUUCAUGCAGCAUGAUGUCCAAGAACUUAAUAGGGUUCUUUGUGAAAAGCUAGAAGAUAAAAUGAAGGGAACUGUUGUUGAAGGCACUAUACAACAGUUGUUUGAAGGCCACCAUAUGAACUAUAUUGAAUGCAUCAAUGUGGAUUAUAAAUCAACACGAAAAGAGUCAUUUUACGAUCUUCAGCUGGACGUCAAAGGCUGUACCGAUGUGUAUGCUUCAUUCGAUAAGUAUGUGGAAGUGGAAAAACUUGAGGGUGAUAACAAGUAUCACGCAGAGCAGUAUGGUUUACAGGAAGCAAAGAAGGGUGUAUUGUUCAUUGAUUUUCCACCUGUUCUCCAGCUUCAGUUAAAACGGUUCGAGUAUGAUUUUGUGCGAGACACUAUGGUUAAGAUCAAUGACCGCUAUGAGUUCCCCUUGCAACUAGAUCUUGAUAGGGAUGAUAGAAAAUAUCAAUCUCCUGAAGCAGAUAGAAGUAUUCGCAACCUGUAUACACUUCACAGUGUUUUGGUUCAUAGUGGUGGAGUUCAUGGUGGUCACUACUAUGCAUACAUACGUCCGACUCUUUCAAAUCAGUGGUUUAAAUUUGACGACGAACGAGUAACAAAAGAAGAUACAAACAGGGCUUUAGAAGAGCAGUAUGGUGGUGAAGAAGAGUUACCUCAUACAAAUCCCGGUUUCAACAACUCUCCUUUUAAAUUUACAAAGUACUCAAAUGCAUAUAUGCUUGUCUAUGUACGUGAAAGUGACAAGGAUAAGAUAAUUUGUAAUGUGGAUGAAAAGGACAUUGCCAAACACCUUCAAAUAAGAUUAAAGAAAGAACAGGAGGAAAAGGAGAAGAAGAAGAAGGAGAAGGCUGAGGCUCAUUUGUAUACCAUCGUAAAGAUUGCCCGUGACGAUGAUCUACAUGAACAAAUCGGAAAGGAUAUGUUCUUCGAUCUUGUGGACCAUGAUAAAGUGCGAAGUUUUCGCAUUCAAAAACAGACACCCUUUGUAAUUUUCAAGGAAGAAGUUGCAAAAGAGUUUGGCAUACCAGUUGAGCACCAACGCUUUUGGCUGUGGGCAAAACGUCAAAACCAUACUUAUCGGCCAAGUAGGCCAGUGACAGCUCAGGAAGAAACACAGUCAGUUGGUCAGUUGAGAGAAGCUUCCAAUAAGGCAAAUAAUGCAGAGUUGAAGUUAUUCUUGGAAAUAGAGAAGGGACAGGAUUUUCACCCUAUUCCUCCUCCUGAGAAGUUGAAAGAGGAGUUGUUGCUAUUCUUUAAACUUUAUGAACCUUCAAACGAGAAGCUUCGGUAUGUUGGGAGGCUUUUUGUGAUGGGUAGCAGAAAGCCAGCAGAUAUAUUGGCGAAACUAAAUGAAAUGGCUGGAUUUGCUCCAGAUCAAGAAAUUGAUCUGUAUGAGGAAAUAAAAUUUGAACCUAAAAUCAUGUGUGAACUUGUUGACAAGAAGUCUACUUUUCGUGAUAAUCAGCUAGAGGAUGGUGAUAUUAUUUGCUUCCAGAAGUCCCUUCAAGCUGGCGAGGAACAUCAAUAUUGCUAUCCGGAUGUUUAUUCAUUUUUUGAUUAUGUGCAAAACCGUCAAGUUGUUCGCUUUAGGUUUUUGGAGAAGCCUAAGGAGGAUGAGUUCAGUCUUGAGCUGUCAAAGCUUCACACUUAUGAUGAUGUUGUAGAAAGAGUCUCUCAACAUCUUGGUUUGAAUGAUCCUUCUAAAAUCAGACUCACAUCUCAUAAUUGCUACUCCCAACAACCUAAACCACAACCUAUCAAGUACCGAGGAGUGGAUCAUUUGUCUGACAUGCUGGUUCACUACAAUCAGGCUACUGAUGUUCUAUACUAUGAAGUAUUGGAUAUUCCUCUGCCUGAGUUGCAAUGCCUAAAAACACUCAAGAUUGCUUUCCAUCAUGAUGCUAAGGAUGAAGUGAUGAUAAUUAGAUUACCGAAGCAUAGUACUGUGGCAGAUGUAAUUAAUGAUCUAAAAUCUAAGGUAGAUUUAUCAUAUCCUGAUGCGGAACUUAGAUUGCUUGAAGUGUUUAAUCACAAGAUCUAUAAGAUUUUCCAUGUCAAUGAAAAUAUCGAGAAUAUUAAUGAUCAUUAUUGGACAUUACGAGCAGAAGAGAUUCCAGAAGACGAGAAAAACCUUGGCCCUCAUGAUCGGAUGAUACAUGUUUAUCAUUUUUUGAAAGACACUGCUCAAAAUCAAAUGCAUGUUCAGAACUUUGGAGACCCGUUCUUCUUGGUUAUCCGUGAGGGUGAGUCAUUAGCUGAAGUCAAAUUGCGGGUGCAAAAGAAGCUACAAGUUCCAAAUGAGGAGUUUUUAAAGUGGAAGUUUGCUUUUGUUUCACUUGGUCGUCCUGAGUACCUUCAAGAUUCUGAUAUUAUUUCCAGUCGAUUUCAGAGAAGGGACAUAUACGGCGCAUGGGAGCAAUAUCUUGGACUGGAGCACACAGACAAUUCACCAAGAAGAUCAUAUACAGCCAAUCAGAAUCGUCAUGCGUUUGAUAAACCAAUAAAAAUCUACAACUAG
This is a messenger RNA of Vicia faba (fava bean), 3372 nucleotides long. NCBI's taxonomy places the organism in Eukaryota, Viridiplantae, Streptophyta, Magnoliopsida, Fabales, Fabaceae. The record is from the annotation of a GenBank genome assembly.